AUGGUGAACUUCGGCGAUGGCGCGGCGAACAAUGGCUUCGGCCGUCGUUCUCUCCACCAAUGGGAGGGGAGGCUGCUGCAUGCGGCGGCUUACCCCGCGCCGCCGGACUUCCGCGCGCCUGAAGGCGGCGCCCUCGUCAUCCGCGAGGGAGGGCGCCGGUCGUUGUCUCCUUCGCGCGACCGCAAGAGGAAGACGUCCAAGAAGGACACCGCAGCAGCCGCCGCCGCGUCCCAGCUCGCCGAAGAGGAGGCCAAGCGGGCCGAGGAUGCCGCGGUGGCCGAGGCGAUCACAAGGUCGCUGUCCGACCUUGUCCCCGCCGACAACGCCCUCCCAAUGGACGCCGCGCUCGCAUGGUCCAGGCGUAACUGGGAGAGGCGGGAGGCGGAGCAGCAGAGGCGGCUGCUCGACCUGGCGGCCGCAUGGCGACGCGCCGCCCUAGCCACACCAGCCGCACCGACCGCACGCGUCGCCCCUGUGCCGCUCAUCAAGCUCGAGGAGAGCAGCGACGACGAGCUCUAUCGGCCGACGCCGCCACACGGUGACCCUGGCCAGGGUUCAAGCCAUUGGUACGGAGACGCCGGCCAGAGCAGCCAGCAGUUAUUUGCCGUCUUUUUAAAUCCAGAUUAUGUGCAUGGUGCAAUAAUUCCAAUUCUGUUUUACUGUCUUCAGGUUGAAAGUGAAUUGCCAGGGAAGAUUGAAAGACUUGUAAGGUGUGAGGCAUCAGCUUAUCAGAAACUUCUGAUUACAAGGGUGGAGGACAACCUUGGUGGAAUUGGAGCAGUUAAGGUCCGCUCGGUGCACAACUCUGUCAUGGAAAUGAGGAACAUAUGCAACCAUCCAUACCUUAGCCAGCUUCAUGUUGAGGAGAUUGAGGGUUAUCUGCCUAGGCACUACUUGCCAUCUAUUGUGAGGCUGUGUGGAAAACUUGAGAUGCUGGACAGAUUGCUACCCAAACUCAAGGCUACUGGCCAUAGGGUUCUACUCUUUUCUACAAUGACAAGAUUGCUAGAUGUAAUGGAGGAUUAUCUGGUAUGGAAAAAGUACAAGUACCUUCGAUUAGAUGGACACACAUCUGGGCAUGAAAGGGGAGCUCUUAUUGAUAAAUUUAAUGAUCCUAAUUCUCCAGCUUUCAUUUUUCUACUAAGUAUCCGAGCAGGAGGUGUUGGUGUCAAUCUCCAAGCAGCUGAUACCGUCAUCAUAUUUGACACUGAUUGGAAUCCUCAGGUUGACCUGCAAGCACAGGCUAGAGCCCACAGAAUUGGUCAAAAGAAGGAGGUUCUUGUCUUACGUUUAGAAACAGUACGAACUGUAGAAGAGCAAGUCAGGGCUUCAGCAGAACAUAAAUUAGGUGUUGCUAAUCAGAGUAUAACUGCUGGAUUUUUUGACAACAAUACAAGUGCUGAAGAUCGGAAGGAGUAUCUCGAGUCACUCCUACGUGAGUGUAAAAAGGAAGAAUCAGCUCCAGUGUUAGAUGAUGAUGCUCUAAAUAAUAUUCUUGCCCGCAGCGAAGACGAGAUUGACAUAUUUGAAGCUAUUGACAAGCAAAGACUAGAUGAAGAAACGGCGGUAUGGCUAAAGGUUGUUCAAGAUGGUUCAGUUAGUGGACUAGACCCCUCAGUAAUGCCCUCCCGUCUUGUGUCGGAUGAUGAUCUCAAGUCCUUCUGCCAUGCUAUGAAGAUCUACGAGUCGUCAAACGUGAAAAGUGUGAAGGUAAAUGUGAGGAGGAAGGGCGAGCUUGGUGGGCUUGAUACAAAGCAUUAUGGAAGGGGAAAACGUGCUCGUGAGGUCCGAUCUUAUGAGGAUCAAUGGACUGAAGAAGAAUUUGAGAAACUUUGUCAGGCUGAAACUCCUGAUUCGCCUCAACCUGGCAAUGUAUUGAAGGAUUUAGAUAUCUCUAAAGUGAGUAAGUUGGAAGUACCUGCAGAAAGUUCAAUAGAUCCAGUCGAAGCCAAAAUAGAUCCAGUCGAAGCCAAAAUAGAUCCAGUCGAAGCCAAAAUAGAUCCAGUUGAAGCCAAAAUGGACCCAGUCCCAGCUGUUCCAGACUCUUCACCAGCUAAGCGCCGAAGAGGUAGACCUAAAAGGUCAGACGUUUCAGUAUCUCCUGUUACGUCCCCAGCAAAGGCUGUCCGACAAGAGGCAGGAUCUACAUUCAGCAGUUCCGCACCAGCAAGUACCAUUGAUUCUUCAGCACCAACUGCUACCAUCAAUUCUUCUGGCCCAGAUGUUACCAUCCAUUCUGCUCAACCAGUCAGUGCUAUCCGACAAGAGAUUGGUACGGAAUUUCAGGGUACUGCUUUUGUUUCUGCUGUCCCAACUGCUACCAUGAAACCCGAGAUUGGUACUGAAGUUAAGGACUGUGUUGUUUUGGAAGGGUCUAUAGCAAGGGCGGCUGCUACAUCUGUAGAGAGUGGUCACGACAUGGUAGCUGCUAGCGUAUCAUCUCAUCCACCAGCUCCUCCUGCAUCAAGAGGCAGAAAGACACAAGCAGGUGAAAUCCCUCGCAGAAGAGGCCGAAGACCGAAAUCUCUCACCUCAUCUAGUGCUGUUGAUGUUAGUGCAAUCCCUGUGGUUGCAAUUAGUAGUGGAGCUAGUUCUGUUGAUUCUCCAUACCCUCAAGGAGCUAUGUCCUCAGCACAUGCAAGUGGUGUAUCAAGUUUUCAGAAGGAUAUGGUCACAGAUAGGCCUGUUACAUUGUUGCCACAAGGAGUUAAGGGCAUCGCCACCCCUGAAGGUAUCCCACGUGCUGCGGAAGAUAUACACGCUGCAAUUGCGGUGACUUCAGAAAAUGCAAGCUCACUGCCGCCAAAGAUCGUUCACAAUGAAAAUAUUGGAUCUGUUCAAGCAAGCUCUGAGCAAGUUCCUUCUGCAUCACUUAAUAUGCCUGUGGUUUCAGCUGGAAUAUUGAAAGCAUCACAUGUUCUGUUAGCGGAUAAGCCUGCUGAGAAGCAAGGUGCUUCACGUCGUCGCAGAAAGAAAGAGUCUGGAAGUGAGGAUACUGGAGUAAGCACUCGGCAAAGAUCAGCUAUGAAGAAAUCUUAUGGUACUCCUGGUGCCACUCCCAAUGUUGGUGCUGACAUUAGCACAGCUGACGAGCUAAGAAUAGUGAAGGGAAGAGAUGGCAGUUCACUUCAAGACACUUCCAAGGAAUUACUAGAUAUGAACUCUUCUCCAUAUGACAAGUCUGGAUACGACUCUCAACCAAGAACACCUAUAGCAGUUCCCAUUAGUGAAGCUACACUUCCUGGUGGUUUUGAUGAUGCCCAUAUUGAACAUUCUGAUAUAAAUCCUAGGAUAUCCACCAAUUCUAAUGUCCAAGAUAAACCAGUAAAGCUACCUUUAGGAGCACAUCCCGCCGUAGCCGCACAAGCUCAAGUGCCAUGUAAAACAGGAAACGACCAUGUUGCAGCGUAUUCUGAGGUCACUACUAUUCAUUCUGGAACGGUGACUGACAAAUCAUUGCUAAAUCCUGUUAGUGAAUCCUCAAAUGUUCAAUUUGAACCACCUGAUUCUUCACUUCAUUCAGUUAAGGGCGUCAAUGCAGUGCCUUUAGACGUUUCUAGUGUUGCUCCUAAUAAGGCACCGGGCAGGAGGAGGAAAGGGUCUGCCUGCGAACCACGCACCAGAAGUAAAUCUGCAACAGCUGCAUGUGAACGGCGUGCUCGACUAGCUGGAUCAAAGCAGACAGGCGAUGCGAAAAAUUUAGAAAUAUUGGCAAACCCAAGCACAACGGUUUCUGUUUCUUCAGUUGAGCAACAGGGAACAGCCCCAGCAGAGCUUCUCAUCUCUUCUGUCUGUCAAGAACAGAAGAAGGGUGCUUCUGUCGAUGUGACUAGUUGUAAGCAAGAUACUAUGAUAGUUGAAGCACUGCAGACUGAUGAUAUUUCUGGAGGCUCUGCUAGUCACCUGCAUGCUGCUUUACAAGGGAGUUCAGAGAACAGUUGCUCACAAAAUCUGUUGGCAUCUGGGAACAAAACAGAGGAAAUGGAAGGAACUCUGGAUAAGAAUCAGGAGAAAAAAGAUCACCCAGAAACAGAAAAGAAAGACUCUACUAUGUUGAUGUUAGCAGACCGCCAAACCCCUUUUGAUGCCUCAGAUAAGGAUACUAAGGACACUCUUGCUCCCACAGAAGCUGAUGCCAGUGAUCUGCAUAGUGACGUUGCUUCUGUUGGUGUGACUAGUCCUAAGCAAAACAGUACGAUAGUUGAAACGUUGCAAACUGAGAAUAUUUCUGGACGCUCUGCUAGUCAUCUGCCUGUUUUACAAUCAGCAGACUCAAAUCAGGCUGCAGGCCAAAAGGGGAGUUCAGAAAACAGUGGCUCUAAAACAGUGGCUCAGACAAAUGAUGAUACGGACAGUACACCUGCAGGAAGAUGUUCUCCUUCAGAAGACAAAAAAGAGGACUGUUGUGCCCAUGUAGUUGAUGGUGGUGACUUGGUAAGCAAACACAUUCCUGCUGAAGCUCUCAAUGCUUUGUUAACCCAUUCGAGUAAAGAUGCCAGUGUGGUAGAAGUUAUGUCUAUCAAUGAUGCCACCUCUGCUUGUGAAGUAAAGAAGGAUCCUGAGAGUCAUCUAUCAGUGCCAGUACCGGUCUCUGCUGCUACGAAUACUGGUGAUGACAGUAAGGAAGCUCACAGUGUUCCAUUCACCCAUUCUGAUGGAGAGGCCAGCAUGGUAGAAGAGUAUGCUGGGCCUAAGAUUGAGUGCACCAUACAAAUGCCGAGUCCCGAUGAGAAGAGUACCGAGGUUCAUAGUUUGGUGCAAGUGGAGAUGGUAUCAGCUGCAGAACAAGCAUCUACUAAAGAUGAUAAAGAACAAAAGCCGGUUGAUGUUACAGUUUUGUCUGGUGGGGAACAAGAAAUACUGCAAGUUAAUGCUGAUAAUAGCAUUGAUGAGGGUGCAAAGGACCAUUGCCCUGAAACUUGUUUGGCAGGCAGCCAAUCUCUAUGUGAAGUCUCAGAUAAGGACGUUGUCCAAACUAAAGAUGAUCGCACUGAUAUGCAGACUGAAGGUAACAUUGCUGGUAUGAACGCUGCUAACCAAGACACUGCUGAAACCAAAGCUACUAGUGACUUGCCCGCUGCUUUACAACCAGCUGGCUCAAAUCUGCCAGCAGAACAAGAUGGAUUAGAGAAUAGUGCCUCUAUAGCUGCUUCUCCAAAUGAACAUGAGAAAUUGGAAGAAACUUCAAGUGAAACUGGUGGUGGCAAUUUGAGCUGUAGUCGGGCUGACGAUGACUCUCAUGCUGUGAAUUUAGUUGGAUAUUCUCCUUCAGAAGGCUCGGAUGAGGAUUCUGCCAAGGUAGCUGAAGCUGGUGACUUAGAGGGAAGUAAAGAAACUACUCUUGAUGUUGUCUCUGCUAUUGCUGGAGGAGCAGAACCCAGUGGUGGUUCUUCAAUUUCUCGAGGAGCAGAAUCAGAGCCUGUUUGUGAAACUCCUGUUCAUGUGCAAGAAGGUAUUUCAGAAGCUGCUGAUCCGGAGGAUGGUAGCACAAUGGACCAAGGUAGCGUCCAAGUAUCUACAGCAGAACCAGAAGCAAAGAAAGAUGACGAUGCACCUACUCAGAAGGAAAACGUCGGGUUGGCUGCCAUAGAGUCAGAGGCUGUGGAGCAUGCUGGUACAGAACCUGAUCUAAAUAAAGAAGCAUCUAUGCCUCCUCAAAAGGAAACCCUGAUUACAGGAGCAGAACUGAAUGAAGAAGCAAAUACAUCUGCUCUAGACGAAAAGACUGUCGAACCAGUUGCCACAGUGCCAGAUCAUUUGGAGCAUGCUAGUACUGAACAGCCUGGAGAAGAUUUAAAGGUGCUGAACACUCAACCAGCUCCUGGUGGCGAAACUUCAAAUCUUGGACAAGCCAAUACUGAACAGCUGUUGCAAACUUCAUCGGGUGAGGAUAUGGCAAUUACAGGAGCUAAAACUGAACAUGCAUGUGGAACUUCAGAUCAAAAGGAAGCUGAUGUGGCAGCUGAUGAGUCUCCUGCUGUCGCGGGAGAGGAGGUGCUGAACACUGAAAUUGCCCCUGACGGUAAAACUCCCAAGGGUGGGAGAGUCUGAUGCCGCUCAAUUGCCACCUUCGCACUGCCAGCCUCCUAGCACUGACUUGUUCCCUAAUGUUGGAAGUGCUAAAAUGGAAGUAGCUGUUGUUCAGGAGUAACUGCCGUUCAGUGUAGGAACAGAUGCAUGUAAACCAGAUGGAACUGCGAGGGAAUCAACAAACAGCAAAGACAGAGCUUCGUUUGGAUCAUCUGUCUCUAGCCCCAGGUCUUGAUGAAAGUUAGAAGUAGGUUAUGCAAAUGUUGUAUGUAGAACAUAUUGAGAAAAAAACUGUUGUAUUCAGAGCACCUGUUGAUGCAUAAGUUAUAAUUGUCUAAUGCUUUCGCCAAAA
Messenger RNA from Lolium rigidum, 6382 nucleotides. RefSeq names its product chromatin structure-remodeling complex protein SYD-like. NCBI's taxonomy places the organism in Eukaryota, Viridiplantae, Streptophyta, Magnoliopsida, Poales, Poaceae. The transcript has 15 exons. The record is from RefSeq and is a predicted model, not a curated record. Gene Ontology annotation, biological process: positive regulation of transcription by RNA polymerase II. Gene Ontology annotation, molecular function: histone binding; DNA binding; ATP-dependent activity, acting on DNA. The coding region runs from base 1 to 6051 and encodes 2016 amino acids. Gene Ontology annotation, cellular component: nucleus.